Molecule: messenger RNA, 711 nt
Organism: Nestor notabilis (Kea)
Lineage: Eukaryota; Metazoa; Chordata; Aves; Psittaciformes; Psittacidae
Product: kallikrein-14-like
Exons: 4
Coding region: 1-711 (236 amino acids)
Biological process (GO): proteolysis
Molecular function (GO): serine-type endopeptidase activity
Source: RefSeq, a predicted model, not a curated record
AUGGGGGACGAGACCCGGAUCGUGGGUGGCCAGAGGUGCCAGAAGAAGCGUCACCCCUACCAGGUUGUCCUCUUGGGCCCCCAGAAGAACAUCCACUGUGGUGGGGUCCUCAUCGGGAGCUCCUGGGUGCUGACGGCCGCCCAUUGCGACACUAAGAGCUCCAUCCCCAUCCGUAUGGGCGACCACAGCUUGAAGACCAAGGAAGGGACAGAGCAAUGUAUCUCCUCGGCCAAGGCCUUCAUCCACCCCAACUACAACCCCACCAGCCACGACAGUGACCUCAUGCUGCUGAAGCUCCAGAAGCCCGCCCGCUUCACUGAGCACGUCCACCCGGUGGCCUUGCCCAAGAGGUGUCCACCCCCCAACACUGAGUGUGUGGUGUCAGGCUGGGGCAGCACCAGCAGCCCCGAAGGCUACUUCCCUGAUGUCCUCCAGUGUGGUGUGGUCUACACCAUGGCCAACGAGGAGUGCAGCAGGCUCUACCCCAAGGGCAUCACCAAGAACAUGCUGUGUGCUGGUGUCAGCACAGGGGGCACCGACUCCUGCCAGGGCGACUCGGGAGGUCCCCUCGUGUGCCGGGACGAGCUCCAGGGCAUCGUGUCCUGGGGGAUGCAGGUCUGUGGCCAACAGGGCAAACCUGGGGUCUACACCCGUGUGUGUGAGUUCACCCCCUGGAUCCAGGACACCAUGAGGAGGAACAGCCACAUCUGA